This is a messenger RNA of Argentina anserina (silverweed cinquefoil), 480 nucleotides long. RefSeq names its product umecyanin-like. Bases 1 to 480 code for a protein of 159 amino acids. The record is from RefSeq and is a predicted model, not a curated record. Gene Ontology annotation, cellular component: plasma membrane. Lineage: Eukaryota; Viridiplantae; Streptophyta; Magnoliopsida; Rosales; Rosaceae. The transcript has 2 exons. Gene Ontology annotation, molecular function: electron transfer activity.
AUGAAUAUGAAGUAUGUGAUCGUGCUUGUCAUUGCAAUUGCAGCAAUCGCAGAAGGUGCAGAAUACACUGUAGGAGACGCCAUGGGUUGGAUGGUUCCUCCUACACCUGAUUAUUAUGAUAAAUGGGUUUCCAAGUAUAACUUUGUCGAGAACGAUACUCUAGUGUUUAACUUUGAACAAGGAAAGCAUGACAUCACUGUACUAUCCAAGGAAGACUUCGACUCCUGCAACAUGAACAAUCCCUUGUUUCAAUUUCCAGAACCAGGUGAUGUUGGGGUUAUGGCCAGCGGCACAUUUUACUUCACAUGCAGCUUUGGUGAGCACUGUGCUAGCGGGCAAAAGUUCGCCAUAUUUUUUGCCUCUGCACCUGUGCCUCCCAGUCCAAGUCCGUGUCCGAAGGAAUCUGUUACUACCGAUCAAUUGACGCAGUCCCGGAAGUUCAAGGAAAUAUCAGUAACUAGGAAGGUUGUAGGCUUGUAG